GCACAUUUUUGCCAUAGGUAAUAAUCAUUUAUUUCCCUUUGUGUUUACAGACAGUCUCCCUCCAUCGCACCUCAGGCGAAUAUGUGGAGAUUGAAACCCUCUUCUGUAACACCAUGAGAGGCUUUGACAUCGUGGAAAUAGAAAGGAUUCAGAACAAAGCUCUUUGGGAAGCCUUUCAGUUGAAGAACAAACAGAUGAAGGACAACAACAACGGGCACAAUGUGACAGAAAAGAAGCUUUUUCAUGGCACUAAAUCUGAAUAUGUUGCCGUCAUCUGUCACAAAAACUUUGACUGGAGAGUGUGUGGAGUUAAUGGAACUGCUUUUGGCCAAGGCAGUUACUUUGCCCGGGACGCAAAAUACUCCCACAGCUACACCGAGGACUCUCAUGUGAAAUCCAUGUUCGUGUCGCGGGUGCUGGUGGGGGACUACACCAGAGGGAGCUCCAGCUACCGCAAACCUCCUUCCAAAGACAGGGGGGUCAUCAACCUGUACGACAGCUGCGUCGACGAUGAAAUCAAGCCUUCAAUCUUUGUUGUGUUCGAUUCCAACCAGAUCUACCCCGAGUACCUGCUGCAGUACAAGAGCACGCACCCACUGGUCUCUUUAGUUGCUGCUUCUGCACCAGCACCGAAACCAGUACCAGCACCAACACCAGUACCAGCACCGACACCAGUACCAGCACAAAGACCAGCCCCCAAACCCAGUGUCACAGGUUAUCAAUCUAGCACAUCAACAUACCAAAUGCAUACAUCACCAUACCGACCAAGUACAUCAUCAUACCGACCCAGUACACCGUCAUACCAACCCAGCACCUCCACAAACUACCCCUCAGUUAACAGAACACCCAGAUUUAGUCCAUCUCCCCCACCCACCCCGACCCCAAAGAAGUCGUCUGAUUCCUGCGUCAUUUCUUAAGGACAGGGAUGAAGUGAGGGCAUGAUGAUAAUAUGGAGCUUAGUGUGUGCAGAGGGCUGUGAUUCAUUUGGGGAAUAGAUUAAAUAUAGUAAUGACAGCCGAACAGCACCCUUCAGAUGGGGAUAAUUUUUUUGUAAUCCUCUGGAGCAGAGAGAGGAGCUGUGGAUUAUUGUUAUUGAUUAAUGCAUCAGUGUUUCUUCGGGUCAAAAACACUCAAAAUUUCACAACUUAAAAUGAAAGCAUUUAGUUUAUUUAAUAAAAGAGCACAUGUUCAAUUUGAAAAGUGACAGUAGAUAUAGAUUAGUUGCAAUUUGGUAUAUAUAUAUAUAUUACAAAUAAAUACAUUAUUAAAAAAGAAAGAAAUUCUAAUUUCUUUGUUUAAUACCUUGCAUUUCAGGAGGGCUCCAUUGGCGGGGCUCCGUUGGUGGGGCUCCGUCCAAGACAAUGGUAGGGGAAACACUGAGGUGUUUGUUCAUCGAUUUUGUACCAAUAAAUCAAUAUAGAAGGAGGGCAGCGGCAAGAUGACGUAAUUGCAGAGCAAAUCAAUCGUCAAAUGAAAAAAAACUUCUCUGCAAGAUUUUAACACAGCCUUUUUGAUUUUCCUGUUAUUAUUCCCCACAAUUUUUUCUGUGUUUAAAACAAGCUUAUGAUUUGCAUCUUACAGUACAUCAUGUUUUAUUCAUUAAGUCUGUUUCCAUUGCACUUAUUUAGGUAGGAUCAACAUUAAUGUAUGUGAAAUUAAAUCAGAAAAAUGCUCUGGAAACGUUAUACAUCACAAUAGCCUUUUCUCUCGUUGACUGUUAUAAUGAACAAUAUAUCAUACUGUAUGUAGUCAUCAUUACAGCAGGGGGUCUGCUGCACGGCCCCCAGCCAGUAGAGGGCCACACCAUCUUUAUUGGGAUUCAAAAAUAAUCCAUCAAAUGUAAAGCUUCUUACACUAAGUGCAAAUUAGAUAAUUAUAUUAUUAUGAUGUGUAUCUACUUGUAGGUUUUGUGUGUAAUUUGUCUUACUUCACAUUUGCACUGCUUUUACUUUUCAAAAACCCUGCUGUUUGCAAACAUAGCUGAUUUUGUGAGUUUAAUAAAUUAAAAAACACGUCACGUG
Notothenia coriiceps (black rockcod) is the source of this 2021-nucleotide messenger RNA. RefSeq names its product poly [ADP-ribose] polymerase 12-like. The record is from RefSeq and is a predicted model, not a curated record. The transcript has 3 exons. Gene Ontology annotation, molecular function: NAD+ poly-ADP-ribosyltransferase activity. Lineage: Eukaryota; Metazoa; Chordata; Actinopteri; Perciformes; Nototheniidae. Gene Ontology annotation, cellular component: nucleus. The coding region runs from base 114 to 917 and encodes 267 amino acids.